GCCUUCAGGGGGCGGGAGAGAUACUGUACAAACUCUUGGAAAUCUGCUCUCCGGUCAAGUGCGGUAGAGGCGUAAUCAGGAGGGAACAGGGCUGAAGCGCACUGUGCCACAGAGAGCUUUGGAUAUUGAUAAGCCUGUGACGAGGCAGCGGACAGCAAACUCCCAUUGUAGGCUACGUACCACACUUGUGUGGCGCUUCAUAUAGAGGCGCGCCGUGCGUUAUAAAGGAGAGAAUAACCUCGUGUAGGCUACAACGCGUGGAAAAAGGAAAAUAAAAAAGGGAUUUUAAUCAACUUGAAGAGUUUUGAUGUCUCGAGGGAUAACCUAGCAUUAGCCUGUAUUAAUGUGUAGUAUAAAUAACAUUUUACUAAUCUAGUCUAGAAUAUUGUUUGUUUGUCAACUUUGUCUGAUAUAUACAAGUAAUUUAAAAUGUUUGAAGAUUUUUUUUCUCAUUAUAUUGAUUAUUUUGUAGGAUAAUGUAAGAUGUUUAUUUUAAAGCCAUAGGCUAUAACAUUGGGCGUUUUAAUUUCGCACCUGGACUUUUAAUGUAUCGACUGGUGCCUUAAAAACAUUUUUAAAUUGUGUGAUACCAAACAGUCUGAGACUAUCAUCACGCCUGCAGGAGAUUAUUGUGUUUGGAACACACCACAAACACUUCCUUGGGGAUUUAAAGACAUCAAUUGAAAAUGGACCAAAUCAUCUUCAAAAAAGUCGCCUUACUCCUCUAGUGGAAUUUCGAACUGGGUGGACGUUCUGUGUGGGAAGCGUAUCGUUGAGCAGGCUACAAUUGCUAAUUCACUGGAUACUUUGCUGAGACGACAAGUGUAGGUGUCCGUCCACUUGCAAGGCAAGGAGUUCCAAUUCCACAGAGCGAGCCGCUGUCCCCACGCCUAGUGCUGAGGGAGAGGCUCGUGCUGUUUCCAUAAAUGCUUGGUCUAUCGCGGAGAAUCCAGCCUGGGCAGCAAGAUGAGCUCGUGGGUUUGGGUUCGGGUUCAGCUGCUCGCGUUGCUUGCGGCAUGUCUGCGGUGGGGCAGCGCAGAGGGGGAUCCUCUCCCUCCAGGUUUGGUGGAGCUGGUUAGGAGCAACCCUAUCUCUUCCAUAGAGGACCUGCAGCUGCUGCUGCUCAGUGACUCCGUAGAUGAGGAUUUCUCGGACGAUUUUUUGCCGAGUGGACAACACUCCAACAACACUAGCAACCGAUUGCCAAGGAGUCUGGACGCCCAGCCGGCUCAGCAGGCACUAUGUAAGGUGAGGACAGAGGUGAUGGAGGUGACCCGUGCCAUGUUGGACCGCAGCAACGCCAACUUCAUGUUGUGGCCUCCCUGUGUGGAGGUACAGCGAUGCUCUGGCUGCUGCAACACCAAGAGCCUGCAGUGUGUCCCCGUGCUGACCCACACCAGGCACCUACAGGUGAUGAAGAUCCAGUACGUGGACAAGCGGCCCAACUACUCCAAGGCAGUCGUCUCGGUCCACGACCACGUGGAGUGUCGCUGCCAGCCUGCCCCUCGUCCCCCGGCCGCCCCCAAGAAGAAGUCCACGCCCCGCAGACAGCAGAAAGACAACAAAGGAGAGGGCCAUCCAGCCACGGCCAGAUCCAAGGAGGAGCUGCACCGCAGAGAUGAGCUGAAGCACAACCAGAGGAUCCAGCUGGAAGACCUGCUGGACCAGCACUGGAACCCCAAGGACACCUCCUCAGACGCAGGGGAGAGGAAAGGGGGCUAUGGGCUGGACCAUGACAAGAUGGAUCCUCAGUGGGUGCUUAACGCUACCAGACAGCUGGGGGAUAACGAGUGGACCGAACCUCGACAUCACGAUGACAUGGAGGAGGGGAGAGACAGUAGUAGUGUCAACGGCACUACAACCGCAAUGGACAUCGACAUGGCACAGCUUGACCACGAGAAAAGAGACAGGGUCGAGACGCGUGGGGACUCGCUAUUUAACAUUACUGAGGGAAAUGUCAGUAGGGGAGAUAGGCAGCAGGGUAGUCUGAGCCUCAGCGAAGAGGAGGGAGACCAAGAGACACAGAGACAAGCCACACAAACACAGAGUCCCUCGCUACGCACCAACACAUCAAAGCAACAGCGACAUGGGACCAACUCCUCCUCAGAGGAAACCAAAAGCAGAGAGGGAGCCAAUCAAAGAACAGAACAGCAAUUCCAUCCUACGGAGGAAACCAAUCAGAGGCCCGAGAGCAGAUUCCCUCCCCUUGAGGAAGCUGAUCAAAGACGUAAAGACAAUGAGACCCCUGAUUCAGAGAGGAGCCUCCAGCACGCUCUCCAACUGGAACAGGAGAAGCUAGAGGAGGAGAGGAAGGAGCUGUUGUUACUCCACAGGAGGCUGGACGAUGAGAAGGAGCUCCUGAGACGCGAGCAACAGAAAGAACAGCAAGAAGAAGAGGAGCAGCAGUACCAUCGGCCUAAUCAUAAACAUCAAACUCAAACCACCACAAAAAGAACAGACACAGUUUCGCCCACAUCGACGCGAGCGCCCUCAGUCCUGGCUGGUCCCCGGCCACCUGCUCGGCCCGGCCCAACUAGGAAGAGAAUGAGGAAGAACAACCGCAAGCGUAUCAGCAAGGCUGCAAUGAGAGCAAUGCUAAUGUAGAACCUACAAUCUCUCUGAAGGGAGUGAUGCUCUCUGUGUUUGUUGUGGACAAUCCAGUGGCGACACCGAGCAGUUCAUUCCUUUCUUAUGAGUUAAUAUUCGAGUGUCAGUAACCUGCUCGUCCUGUGACCGUGAGGUAUUCCCUAAUAGUACUAAUGAUUGUCUGGUGAACCCAAAACAAACCCUUGGGCGGAAAGAAAUAUGGGACAAGAAGAAUGGGAUGUAAAUACAUACGAGGUUGAGGUGAUCCAUCAACAUAUGUCUGAUCCAUCAACAUAUGUCUGAUCCAUCAACAUAUGUCUGAUCCAUCAACAUAUGUCUGAUCCAUCAACAUAUGUCUGAUCCAUCAACAUAUGUCUGAUCCAUCAAAAGAUGAUCUCCUAUUAACAACAAGAUGUUCCCCCAGUCGGAUCAAGAACCGUGGAACGUCGGAACAGAACAUUCAAACCACAUUAGAACUUUGGAACAGAUCAUUGGAACAACAUUAGAACUUUGGGAGAUAUCAUCGGAACACUGGAUGAACGUUGGAACGUUCACAAGGAUGUUGGACUGUCGUUGGACUCAGUGCUAUUGGACCUCCCUCGUGACUUUUGAACAGCAUAGUAAACCACUCCAGUCAGUAGAGAUCAAGUCGGUUAAAAACUCUUCACAUUCUCAUCCAAGGCAUGGUUUAUUAUCCCAAGAAGUGGACAGAUCAUGCUUGUCAAGAAGACCAAAGAGAGAGAGCAUUUUUAUGUCAGUUCCCUAUGAGCACAAGACGUUGUUUUUUCCUUUGAAAAUACUUUUAAAAAAAAUACAUAUUUCAAAAAUGUUGCUUCCUGGGUUCUGACAUGGAAGAAGACAUUUUAUUUUUCGGACUAGAAAGGUACAAUGAUAGAGGACCGGGAAAAUACCAUGGCAAGCAGAUAUUACAGGGACAAUGGGAAUGAAAUUAUGACAUUUAUAUGAGCUAGGACUGUUGGAAUGACUGGUAGUCUUGACUGAUGUGUGCAGUAUCCCUACAAUUGUGCUUAAGCUGCUCUAUAUGUUCUAGUCUAUUCCUGCACUAAGGAAGGUCAAUAGAACUACGCAGCAAAGAUAUUGCAUGUCUCAAUAGUUACACAAUGUAGAAUCUCGUUUUUCUAUACACAUAUUUAAUUGUAUUUAAUUUGAUCUAAAACACUGGAAUUCCAUCAACAACAAUGCACAGGUUUGCAUUCUCAUGUUCAGCCGAGGCUUCCACACUUCUUUCGGAGAAUGGGAUUAAAACAAGAUACAAGGUGCUAAAAACAGGGUUGCAUUACACCUUUAUGUCUGUCUUUAACAUGAUGUAUUCCUUAUAUCACAUAGGUCUCAUGUCUUCAUUUUCAAUAGGAUUACUGCAUAUGAAGCAUUUUGGGGGUUGAAUAUCGAUCCCUGUUCCGGUCUCAAUAUAAUUUGAGCUGUCAGCCUUUGUGCGCACAGACCAUAGCCCAGAUUCAAUCAGAUCAAGCGUUAUGUUUUGGCUGUGUCAGAGGAGGAACUGCAUUGGAGCUGUCAAAUUGGCCCGAAGUUCAGAACAAGAAAGUGGCGGCUAUAUAUAAAUAAUUACGCUCAGGUUGAAAACUGAUUAAUCAAAUGAUGGGAUUUUCAUCAUCCUAAUGGAGGUGUAGAUUACAUCUCACAUUCCAGUGUUCCAACUUGCUAACAAGGCUGCAUAGGAUUUCUGUUCGUGAGACUCAGCCAAUGGCAAUGUCCGCUUUAGGUAUUAACGCCGGGGACUCAGUUCCACCUCUGACACUGCCAAAACAACCGCCAUGGGAAUGUUGGCUAAAGCGGACACGGAUCUGAUCGAAUUGAGCCCAAUGUAACUACAAAGAAAAGCUUUGAAAAAGGGGAAAAGGUGUUGCCUGCCAUUCACUGUCUGUAUGAUAGACAGGUUAUGGUAAUGAUUUUGUGUUGUCGUAUAGCUCUGUGUGUCAGUGUGGUUGUGCGUGUGUAUGUGCCUGUCUGUGCCCGCGCGUGUGUGCAAUAUGCGUGUGGGUAUGCCCGUGUGAGAGUAUAUGUAAGUAUGUGAACAGAAUCAUAUUUAUGUAUUUGAUCGCUAACACUCAUGAGUCCAUAAAUCAGAUAGUCCCUUAUUCUUAAUGCUCACUGCUAACCAGUCCUUGUCUGCAUAGGGAACAGUAGAGCAUCAGACCUUCUGUAUCCUGAGGCUGCGUUGCUUUAUUUCAUUUAUUUGGUGAAUAAUCUAACACUACAAUUUGAAGAGAAGAAGUGCCCCGAUAAAAAUGUCAGAAGUUAAAAGCAGCAUGGGCCAGAUGUGUCAAGCAAAGAAGCUCAGUGCUUGUGUGUGGGCCACUGCUGGUCCACUGUCAGGUAAAGUGUUCUCACUUCAAAUAGCCUAACUACCAGACAAACUUAUUUUAAAUAUUGAAAAUGUGGCAUGUGUCAUAAUGCCUUCUUUCAACUGUAAUUAGUUAUUGUCUGUUUUGUUAUGAGUUAUCAAAAAAUGAAUGUUGUGAUAAUGGCCACUUAAUUCUAUUUUGAUAUGAUUAUAAAAAAACAUAUGUGAGAAAGUA
Molecule: messenger RNA, 5144 nt
Organism: Oncorhynchus nerka (sockeye salmon)
Lineage: Eukaryota; Metazoa; Chordata; Actinopteri; Salmoniformes; Salmonidae
Product: trichohyalin-like
Exons: 7
Coding region: 967-2604 (545 amino acids)
Biological process (GO): positive regulation of protein autophosphorylation; positive regulation of cell migration; positive regulation of cell population proliferation
Cellular component (GO): membrane
Molecular function (GO): platelet-derived growth factor receptor binding; growth factor activity
Source: RefSeq, a predicted model, not a curated record